Messenger RNA from Oenanthe melanoleuca, 1362 nucleotides. It is a transcript of the gene AQP10, whose product is annotated as aquaporin 10. Gene Ontology annotation, biological process: glycerol transmembrane transport; water transport. Gene Ontology annotation, molecular function: water channel activity; urea transmembrane transporter activity; glycerol channel activity. NCBI's taxonomy places the organism in Eukaryota, Metazoa, Chordata, Aves, Passeriformes, Muscicapidae. Gene Ontology annotation, cellular component: plasma membrane; basolateral plasma membrane. The coding region runs from base 296 to 1357 and encodes 353 amino acids. The record is from RefSeq and is a predicted model, not a curated record. The transcript is spliced from 6 exons.
UAGUGCUGGCUGCAGCUGUGGCUUGGGCAGGGAUGUGACAGGGAUAAAGGGGCUUUCUGGCCAGGAAAUACCUGUGCCUGCUCAGCUGAGUGAGAUCUUGGCUCCCACGGCCUCUUGGGGAUCAGAGUGUUCCCACUCGGCCUGGCCCUGCUGAGGUGCAGCAUUGUUACAAGGUGUCCCUGGCCCCACACAGGACUCUGGUCCCUGUCAGGCGUCUCCCUCGUGCAGCCAUGAUUGGUUUAAAGUCUGCACAUUAUCACCCACCUGGCUCUGGGGCUCAUAAAACCUGCUGUGAAUGAGACAUAUACACCACUCUCACUGCUGCCACUGCUGUCACUGCUGCCCCUGCCUGGUGAGCAGUAUGGGCACCACUUCUUUCUUGACAAGGGCCCGGGGUCUGCUGCGCAUCCGGAAUCGGCUGGUGCGGGAGUGCCUGGCCGAGCUGCUCUCCACCUUCGUGCUCAUAAUAAUCACCCUGGGCUGCUCUGCACAGAAGGUUGCCUUCUUUGAGACAAAGGGGAACAUUGUCACCAGUUACGUGGGAAGCGCCGUGGCUGUCAUGGUGGGCAUCUACACGGCAGGGGGAAUCUCUGGAGCCCACAUGAACCCGGCAUUCUCCUUAGCCAUGUGCCUGACUGGGCAGUUUCCCUGGUGGAAAUUUCCCAUCUUUGUGGUUGUGCAGACCUUUGCAUCUUUCAUAUCUGCUGGAGCUGUUUACAUCCUCUACUAUGAUGCCAUCUGGCAUUACAGCAAUGGGACCCUUACUGUCUCUGGCCCCCGAGAAACCGCCUCUAUCUUCGCCACCUACCCAGCUGACAGUAUCUCUGUUGCCAAUGGCUUCUUGGACCAGGUGAUCGGUACAGGGGUGCUGCUGGUGGGUGUCAUGGGCCUCAUGGACGCCCGCAACAAGCCUGUCCCCAAGGGCCUGGAACCAGUGGUUGUGGCUCUCUUGGUGCUCUCCAUUGAGUGCUCCAUGGGGGCCAACUGUGGCUGCCCCCUGAACCCUGCGCGGGACUUUGGGCCCCGGCUCUUCACCUAUUUGGCAGGUUGGGGCCCGGAGGUCUUCAGCAGGGGCAAUGCGUGGUGGUGGGUGCCACUGGUAGCGCCGCUGCUGGGGGCCGCCCUGGGCACCUUCCUGUACCAGCUCUGUGUGGCUUUCCACUACCCAGAGGAGGAGAGCGAAGUCCUGGCAGAGCAGGGCUCCAUCGUUCUAGUCAACACCAGCAUCGGUGCAGAUACUGGGAUAUCGCCCAAGGAGAAGGACACUGGGGAGAAUGCGCCUGCUGGGUAUCCCCCACCACCGUGCGCCAGCAGCACAGUCCCCACAGCCCCUGUCACAACAUUAAAAGAGUCCUGAGGGCA